Molecule: messenger RNA, 4692 nt
Organism: Symbiodinium sp. CCMP2592
Lineage: Eukaryota; Dinophyceae; Suessiales; Symbiodiniaceae
Source: the annotation of a GenBank genome assembly
AUGCCACAAAGUGACCCAUCUCCUCGAUGGUGGCCCCCAUGGAAGAAGGGACAGAACAAGGGCUCGCCGUCGGAGCAGCGGCCCGCCUUUCCGGCCUACGAUGCCCUGCCGAUCACUGGGGGCAAGUCUACGGGGCACAACAAGGGCCAGCUGGUUGCCAGGACGGAAGAAGAUGGGGAGGGACAUCUUGUCCCCACGGUCCAGCGGGCCCUGAAUGGGGCGAGGAAGGCCGAGAACAAGCUGACCAAGCUCCUGCGCGACAAGGAGAUUGCCAAACAGCAGUGGAGCCAAUAUCUACAGGCGAAGCACUUCACGGCCAUUGGCAACCCCCAGGCCUCGCGUACGAUCUACAUCUGCUACGAUGCGGGCCACUUCACGCUCAUACGUCCUAAGGUUGGCCACUCCUUUCCUGACGAGUGGAAGAAGCUAGGCAAAGACAGGCUUGAAAUGGAGGUGAAUGUCCCCCGCGGCGGUGGCACUGCAGACACGCGCAGCGUCACUACUUGUAAGUCGUGGCUUCAGUCUGAGGAUGCGGAGUCUGUCCGUACGAGCACUUCAUGGCUCCCAGAGGCGCCGAUGACACCGGACGACGCUCGUACAGUCGCUUCCUGGAUGCCAGAGGAGGAAGUCAUUGCAGAGAUUGUCAGGAUGGGGGGCAAGGUUGAGUCAUACCCGUGGCUCAACAAGUCCAUGGCCAAGACAAGUCACCACAUCAAAGUGCGCUUUGCUUUGAGGCUCAUGAAGGAGGUCACCGAGCUCCAGCGCAACACGGGACAUGAUUUUGCUUGGAUCCCGCGCAAAGUCUGUGUCAAAGAGCAACGAGUCCGAGGUGCCUGGGGUUGCAGACGAUGCUGUGCGAUCUAUGGCCACCUUUCCACUCUGCGUUUUGCGGCUACCGAAGGUCAUCUUGAACUUUGCCGUGGGCAUGCGGAUCGACCUCAACACCUGCGCAGCCUCGGUUUUAGGAAGGCUUGGAAGGUCCAGAUCAACCGGCCAGUGAUCAGCUCCGUCUUGCGCCUGACAAAGGAGGAGAAAACCCUUCUCAACAAGCGCGGUGACAAGCUCCGGCAACAGCUCGGGGCCCCUCGGCCGCGCAAAGCAGUGCGGAAAAUGUUCCUCAAGGCCUCCAAGGACGCCCAGAACAAGUCACACAAGGACGAGGCGGCCAGCUCUUCUCGAGCGGAUCCUCCUUGCCUGCCUAGCCCUUCUCCCGAGCGCACCAAGCACCCCUAUUGCACUGACGUCCCCAUGACUUUCGACGAGCAGAAGGAGCUCUGGACAUGGAAGUGCAGUCGCUGCGACGUGGAGUUCCAUGGCAAGGAGACCCACAAGCUUGAAGAGCAAGGACGGCGCCAUGUCAGGAAGCACCACGCGCAGGCGGUGAGCAGCCCGGUUUUCAAACACAGGGGCAAGUUCUGUUGGCCAUGCACCGUUUGCAAAUGCAGGGUCACCGCAGACACCAAGUCAAGGCUUAAGGACAGACUGCGAUUGCACAUUGACGGCUUCCACCCCGAGUGCGACCACAGCCAGUUCCUCACCCUUGGCGGCAAGCCCGGCGGCUCACACAGGCCAGGCCCCAAACGAGUCAAAGCCUUGCUGGACGCUGCGAAGGACCGCCUCGUCACACAGGGCAUAGAACCGAACCCGGGACCAUCCAUACGUCGUGGCGCCUCACCAAAGGAGUUCCGGCUGGACUAUGUCAACGUUAACGGCUACAUCAACGCGGCGGUUGCUGUCGCCAACCUCCGGACGCAAACCGCCAAGCCGAACAUCUUCUGCAUGGCCGAGGUCAAGGCAAACAACGCUCAGAGAAACUCCCUCACAUUGCAGCUGAGGAAGUUGGGUUAUCGAACCUUUUGGGCGCAUGAGCCUGACGGGACACGCACCAGAAGAGGCAAGACCAUUACUGCUGGCGGCAUCAUGGUGGCAGUGGUCGAGUGGCAGCACACGCAAGGGGAAAUGAUCCACCUUGAUCUGGGCUACUCCUUCCUGACUGUCGCUUGGCGCAGGCCCGGAUCAGAGCGAGACCAGUACGACGCAGAGGUCAAUACUCUCAAGCUGUAUGCGGCCUCCAGAGCUUCUCCCUGGAUGAUCGUGGGCGACCAAAAUGAUCUCCCCAGCACUCCGUGUUGGUCCGGUGAUCUACACCCGCUGGCGCCAAAGGACGACGAAGGCAACUACAUCCCUUCAAGAUGGGGGGCAACCGAGCCGUGGACUGGGGCGCGGGCAACUGGCCAGGAGAUUGGCAUGCCUCUUUCGGCUUGGAUAAGUUGGGCGAUCACAAGCGCUGUUCACCAGCUGGUUCCGACUCACCACUGGCAGACUCCUGAAGGUGUUCCCCCCGCUGUUUGGAGAGCCCACAUCGCCGACGCCCUCAAGGAGAUGCUUUACGAUGUGCACAUCAUCAUGUUUGUGAGACUGCUGCCGGCCAAGGACCCGCCCUCGCAGGCCCAAGGCCCUAACUUUGGCGAAGAUGCUGCAAAACUCCAGCAACUUGGCAACUUCCUGGGUCGGCUCCUGGAGGCCAGACGCCAACAGGGAAAAAGGGGCAUCGAGCCGGCCCUUCAGCGCAAGAUUAGAGCCAGCUGGCCUGCUGACCUGGCCCGCUCGGACCUAGGAGUGGCCAUCGAUGAAAUCCAGCGCCGCCUCACGGCGGAACAAGGCAAGUGGAGGAGGACUGGUCUGCAGAGGUGGCGGGCCCGAAUGAUGAAGUGUGGCAAGGAGGCACUGCCCUACGACAUCGAUGUGGACGACAGCUUUGACUGGAGCAGCGAAGAUGGGCCCCUCAAAGCUGCUGAGCUCCAACGAACCGCCCAAACCAUGACGGGCGGAUCCGCGGGUCCCGACGGCUGGAGCAGUGCAGAGCUGGCAUCGCUUCCGAUCGCCUUCUGGCAGCAGUUGGAGGGGCGCCUAGAAGAAUGGCACUUGCGUGCUCAAUAUCCAAGGGCGUGGACGCAGGCACGCAUGGUGUGCAUACCAAAAGACCAUCUGGAGCCCAACGCUGAUUGUGUUCAGGUGGAUCGCAUGCGCCCGAUCUCCGUGCUGUCGGCGGUCUACCGUGUUGUCGCCUCUACUUGGAUGAGACGGGGGAGGACGCGCGCCUGGCUCGAUCACAUCAUGCCUGCGGACUUUCAAGGCGGCCUGCAGGGCAGAAGCGCUGAAACAGGUGUCAGACAAUUGGACGCUGCAUACCACUUGCAGCCCAACAUCCUGAUCAGCAUGGACUUCUCACUCUGCUUCGACUACAUCAACCCUCAGCUCCCGCUGGCGAUCUUGCAGAGGCUGGGCGCCCCCGUACGGAUGCUUAGCGUUCUCAGGCCGACCUGGCUGGCCCAGACCAGAUGGCUUCAGUUGGGAGGCAUCACGCUUCCCGAAGGACAAUGGGCAGGCACAUCUUUGCCACAAGGAUGCCCUGCCGCUCCCAUGGGUCUCACGGUUCUUCUUCGCCGGCCAGCCAUGGAUCUUCGACGUCUACUCGAGGAGCGGCUGACGCAGGUGAUUUACCUGGAUGACCCAAAUGUGGUCGUCAAUACCGCUCAGGCCGCCCAUACCGCCAUUCAUGCGUGGCAGCGCUACUCACGGGAGCUCGGUCUUCAGGAGAACAUGCGCAAGCUCCGAGUGAUCACCAAGGACCCUUCGCAGCAACAAGCGCUACGGAGGUUGGGCAUCGAAGUGCACCCCGAGGCCAAGGUUCUGGGUACCACUUUCUUCUCCCAUGACGAGAAGGCGCCUGAGCACUGCGAGCGGGUGGAGCACACGGACAAGAUGACUGGACGCCUCCGAGCCCUGCCCGUCGGUCAAGAGGGCCGUGAGCUGAUGUAUCGUACCAGGGUAGCCCCCGCUGCCUCUUGGGGCUUUUGGUUUAGGCCCUGGUCAACGCAGCGCUGUGAAGUUACAGACACUGCGGCCAGGCGAGCUGUCAACAUCACAUCGUCUGCCGCCCGCGCACUGUGGCAAGUUCUCGCCGGGCACCAGUAUGACAUGCGGUUUUUCCUGAGGCACUCCACCGUCCUCAGCUUCCUGCGAGCUGAGUGGUUCUGGAGGCGACGCGGCAUCCAGCUCCCGCCAGGUUUGUGGACCCAGCAGGUCAAUGCAGACUUCUCGGCCCUCGGCUUCGCCAAGACUGGCCCCUGGCGCUGGAAUCAUCCCACAGCGGGCGAAGUGACAUGGUUCGAAGGGACCCCUCAGCAAGAAAUCCGAAGGACCGGGCACGCUCUCCGAGAAGCUUGGAGACGCAGUCAGUUGAGGGCUUUCCUCCGCCUGAGCCGCCAUGAAGCCACUGAUCUUCAGACGCAAGGGGCAACGUACAGUGAGAAUCAGCUCAGCAUGACAAGGCGUUUGUAUGCGCGAGCUACCGCUGAACAACGUGGAGUCCUUCUUGGAGGUGCAUGCAGCGAGGCUAACUAUGCUCAGAAGAAACGCGGAGCUCGGGAUGGUUUCUGUCGGUUGCUCAGUUGCGGUCUCUGUCAGGAACGCGUGGUCCCAACUUGGGAUCAUGCGGCGUGGAGCUGCCCCCAUUGGCAGGACGGACGUCUUCAUCAUCGAGGUGAUCCCUGGACGAGGCGGUUAGGCUGGGCGGCGCCUACGGAUUCUUUGACUGCGGCCACCUCGAGACUGCAGCAUCUUGGACGCAUCCGUGAGGGCUUGAGGCAGGCAUUUGGCUUCGAACGCGGACGACCGCCCGAACCAUGA